GGUGACGUAGUUCACACUUCCGGUAACUGAAAUGACAAAUCCAUGUGCAUUAUUUACAUCAUGUUGUGAUAGUUUUCCUUCAGAAGAAUUUAUAAAGAAAAUAAAAAAACAAAAUGAGUUAGAAGGUGGAGUAAAUGAUUUGGAAAAUAUAUGGCAUUACAAUUGGCACAUUGAUACAAAAUAUUACACAGCAGACAUCGAGCUCUGUCACACCUCAGAACGAACCAUUGGUAACACUGAAUUUGCAGAGUUAGUCCAAGCUGUUAUUAUCUAUUUCAAUCCAAAUCAGGAAUCUAGUUUUGACAAGGCCAAGUCAUGGUUGCCAUAUUUGAAUGAAUUGUCACCUCCUAUACAAAUAUUGGUUUGUGAAACAUGUUGCAAUGAGAAUGUUGUCAAGAGAAACACUGUUCAGGAAUGGUGCAUUAAGAAUGAAUUUGAACUUGUUGAAUUGUCUCCCCUGAAAUCGGAUGAUGAUGAGGAAUAUGAAGAUGACUUUGAGGAAACUACAGGAAUCAGAAGAAUUAUCCAAGCUCUACAUGCUCAUACAUGGUCUAAUCUGGAAAUGAAGGACAACCCAUCUAUACAUAGUCCAUAUAUGAGAAAACUUAUGGAAGAAGAAAAAACAAACAAUGAGAAGCCAGAAUCAGAAUCAGAAGGUGCAUGUGGUGAUUGUAAACGUUUAAAUGACUCGGAUGACCCAGAAUUGAACAAUCAGACAUCUGGAAAGACGAAUGAUAAAACAGACAUCCCAAAAAAAUCAACGAGUGACAGAAUAGAUGACUUGAUUGUACAAGACAAUGACAUGGCAUUGUUUGAUGCUGUUGGGAAUGACGACCCAGGAGGGUCUUUUGAGACACUAUUUGCCAAAUUCAAUUUUAUGAAAGAGAAAGCAGAUACUUUACCUCCUGACCAAAGAAAAGCAUAUGCAGAGAAGGUAGCUGUAUCAUUUUGGAAAGCUUUAGGUGGAGAAGGAGAUGAUGGGAUAGAUUCAAGUGGUGAUGAGACAUAAAUACUGGACUGCAAAUAAAA
Molecule: messenger RNA, 1029 nt
Organism: Mytilus trossulus (common blue mussel)
Lineage: Eukaryota; Metazoa; Mollusca; Bivalvia; Mytilida; Mytilidae
Product: alpha- and gamma-adaptin-binding protein p34-like
Exons: 9
Coding region: 32-1009 (325 amino acids)
Source: RefSeq, a predicted model, not a curated record